UUGUUCAUAUGCAUAAGGUCAUUACAACGAGCACUAGACAAGAGACUCUAUCUUCUUGUUCAUGGUACCACACAUGGCUCUCCUAGUGAAAAGCCUGUCUGGCAUUUUCCAGAAAAAGUUUAUGAUUCCGAAGAGACCCUGCGAAAGUGUGCUGAAUCUGCCCUAAAAUCUGUAAUUGGGGAUCUUUCACAUACAUAUUUUGUUGGAAAUGCCCCUAUGGGACAUAUCGCCGUACAACCCACUGAAGAUAAGGAAAAGACAUCAUUUAAGCGCUUCUUCUUCAAAUCCCAAGUUAUUGCGACCAAUAAAUUUAAUAUUAGGAAGUGUGAUGAUUUUGUCUGGGUGACGAAAGAUGAAUUGUUGGUAUACUUUCCUGAGCAAGCUGAAUUUUUGAACAAGAUGAUCAUCAGCUGAUGUUGGUUUCCAUUCCAACUUUAGCUUGGUAGCUGAGUUAACUUUGAUUAUAGGCUGAUGUUAAAAUCCAUUUGUUUCCACCAAUGUAACGGGUUUUGACAACUGGAAAUGAUAUUAGAUCCUAACUGUAAGAUCUGGCUUCAAGUUGCCAGUGCGCCAGGCCCUCCGACAGGGUUUGGACUCAUCAAGUUUUGUAGAAUUUUGAAUAUAGGACACUUAAGAUUGUGACGGCCUUCUGCGUCCGGGUUCUCCAUACUCCUCUUUGUGAGAAGAUGUGCUCAAAACUCUGAAUUGUCCAUGCAAUUUGCUAGUAUAUGCUUGUAGAUGCAUGAUUUCAUCUCAUGUGAUGAAGUAAACAAAAUAAAUUACGUGUUUGUUGUAGUAGAUGUGAGCUUUAGUCCAAUUGUCUCAUAGCUGCAUUGUGCAUUGAGAAUAUUCUGAUUAUCAAGGUGAUUGCGCCUUUAAUAGUUAAGUGCAUGGUCUAAGUUUGAGGAGU
Messenger RNA from Nicotiana tabacum (common tobacco), 910 nucleotides. Lineage: Eukaryota; Viridiplantae; Streptophyta; Magnoliopsida; Solanales; Solanaceae. The record is from RefSeq and is a predicted model, not a curated record.